Messenger RNA from Populus euphratica (Euphrates poplar), 1679 nucleotides. RefSeq names its product Eukaryotic release factor 1 (eRF1) family protein (gene PEL1). The transcript is spliced from 16 exons. Gene Ontology annotation, cellular component: cytoplasm. Gene Ontology annotation, biological process: ribosome disassembly; nuclear-transcribed mRNA catabolic process, non-stop decay; nonfunctional rRNA decay. Lineage: Eukaryota; Viridiplantae; Streptophyta; Magnoliopsida; Malpighiales; Salicaceae. The record is from RefSeq and is a predicted model, not a curated record. The coding region runs from base 257 to 1390 and encodes 377 amino acids.
GCCCAUUUGAAGUAUCCAACUAAUCUAUCCAUCCCUCUGUCGGACUAUGCCAAUUUAUCCAUCCCUCGGUCGGACGACACAAUCCGACUGCUAUAAAACGCACGCUCACACGCCCAAUCUCUCUCCUGCACGCAGAUUGCUUUGUGCUUUACCGUGAAAACCCACAGCUCAUAUCUCCUUCCCUCCCCCUCCAUCUUUAAUUUUUCUGCCAACAAAACAUACGAAAAUAUAGCUAUUUAUUUAUUUUUGAGAUACCAUGAAGAUCAAUAGAAGAGAUCUUGUACCAGGCGGACCUGGUAGCGUCAAGAUGACGCCGGUUGAUGCAGAUGAUCUUUGGUUUGUCUACAAUUUGAUAGCUCAUGGAGAUUCUGUUAUGGCUGUUACUGUCAGGAAAGUUUUGAGAGAGACGUCUACUGGAAGAGAUGCGGAGCGUGUUAAGCUCAAGUUAGAAAUCAAAGUUGAGGCUAUAGAAUAUGAUAAAGUAGGGUCUGUUCUGCGAAUUCGUGGAAAGAAUGUAUUGGAGAACGAAUAUGUGAAGAUUGGAGCAUUUCAUACACUAGAAAUUGAGCUGCAUCGACCUUUUGUUUUGAGAAAGGAACUUUGGGACUCGCUGGCAUUGCAUGUACUCAAUCAGGCUUCUGACCCUGCUGCAAGUGCUGAUCUUGCUGUGGUUUUAAUGCAAGAAGGAUUAGCACAUAUCCUGCUUGUUGGUAGAAGUUUAACUACUACUCGUGCAAAAAUAGAAACUUCAAUUCCUCGAAAACAUGGGCCUGCAAUAGCUGGUUAUCAGACGGCAUUAAAUAAGUUCUUUGAGCAUUUAUUACAGGCUUUUCUGAAACAUGUUGAUUUUAAUGUGGUUCGGUGUGCGGUGAUUGCAAGUCCUGGUUUCACAAAGGACCAGUUUCAUCGUCACUUGUUGUUGGAGGCAGAGAGGAGACAGCUGAGGCCUAUCAUUGAGAACAAGUCACGCAUAGUUCUUGUGCAUACAAGCUCAGGAUACAAGCAUAGUUUGAAAGAGGUUCUUGAUGCUCCAAAUGUUAUGAAUAUGAUAAAAGACACUAAAGCAGCACAAGAGGUCCGAGUUCUGAAGGAUUUCUUUGACAUGCUUUCAAAUGAUCCAGAUCGAGCUUGCUAUGGACCAAAGCACGUGGAGGUUGCUCAUGAACGCUUGGCCGUGCAAACUCUACUCAUCACAGAUGAGUUAUUCAGGAAUGCUGAUAUACCAAUGAGAAAGAAGUACGUCAACCUAGUCAACUCAGUGAAGGAUUCAGGUGGCACUGUUCAUAUAUUUUCAUCAAUGCAUGCAUCAGGAGAGCAAUUGGCUCAGUUGACUGGCGUUGCUGCGAUUCUGCGAUUUCCACUACCAGAGCUGGAGGACAUUGAGAUGUGAUGUUAAACUGUGGCGGGUAAGAAAGCAUUUAGCCGUAGGCUCUCGUCCCUUGCAAUCAGCAUGUUGUACCAUGUUUUUCCUUCAAUUUUAUUUUUGAUGUACAUUAUUACACCCACAGCAGUAGAUUGUAUCACGGGUAGAUUGAUUAAUAAACAUGGGCGUUUGUAUCACGGCCUGCAUUCUUUUCUCCUCCCCUUCUUUAAGCGUGUAGCCUCAGAAUUGUACAUAUAUGUAUCUGUAGCAAUAAAGCAGAUUGCAAUGAAUGGAUUCUCAUAUUGGAAUUUUGAAA